Molecule: messenger RNA, 2428 nt
Organism: Budorcas taxicolor (takin)
Lineage: Eukaryota; Metazoa; Chordata; Mammalia; Artiodactyla; Bovidae
Gene: EEF1AKMT1
Product: EEF1A lysine methyltransferase 1
Exons: 5
Coding region: 157-837 (226 amino acids)
Biological process (GO): methylation
Molecular function (GO): protein-lysine N-methyltransferase activity; nucleic acid binding
Source: RefSeq, a predicted model, not a curated record
CUGACCAGGCCCCGCGGGCUACGGAGCACGCGUGGACUCGAGCGGCGAGUGGAGUGAGGAUCCCGCGCCGACCCCGCGGGACUCUGCUCGUCUGCGUCUCCCGACACAGUCAGGGUAGCGGCUGUGGUCCUCGGGGCCGGGCGGAAGAGGUGUGAGAUGAGUGACUCCGAAGACGAGGGCCCCCCCCAGCUUUCUUCAUACGCCCUUGCAGCUCUGCAGGAAUUUUAUGCUGAGCAGCAGCAGCACCACCCUGACCUCCGUGGUGAUGACAAGUAUAACAUCGGGAUAAUAGAAGAGAACUGGCAGCUAAGCCAGUUCUGGUACAGCCCGGAGACGGCCCUGCGCCUUGCUGAGGACGCCGUGGCAGCUGCUGGGGAGGGCGGCAGAAUAGCGUGUGUGAGCGCCCCCAGCGUCUACCAGAAGCUGAGAGAGCGGCACAGAGACGCUGUCUCUGUCUGCAUCUUCGAGUACGACCGCAGGUUUGCCGCAUACGGAGAGGACUUUGUCUACUAUGACUACAAGAACCCUGUGGACUUACCUGAGAGGAUCGCCACACACAGCUUUGACAUCGUCGUGGCAGAUCCCCCCUAUCUUUCGGAGGAAUGUCUUAGGAAAAUGUCAGAAACCAUCAAGCUCCUGACUCGGGGCAAGAUCUUGCUGUGCACAGGUGCUGUCAUGGAGGAGGCGGCAGCAAAGCUGCUUGGAGUGAAGAUGUGCAAGUUUAUUCCAGAACACACUCGCACCCUGGGAAACGAGUUUCGCUGUUUCGUGAAUUAUGACUCCGGGCUAGACCGUGAUCUGUCAGUACAGCUCCCAGUGCAAGAAGGACCCAAGUGACGUUUCCUCUCUGAAAAACUACCACCUCCCCAGUCCUCAUUUUCGAGGUAAAGACAUUAUGAUUUCCUUAGGAUGUCCCUGGAGCUCAGGGUGCUUUUGCCGACUUGAGUCUGUGGAAUUAUAUCUGGAGGAACUUUUAAACCUCAUCUAGUCUGCUCUCCUCACUUAACACAGGUAAAGAGCAGUACACAGUGACCAAGACCUCAGCCCCUGGCUCUAACAGCCAGGGGGGUUGUAGUUGAAGAUGCAGUUUGUGUCCAGAAGAGGGAGGGCACAUGCCCAGUAAAUAUUUGUUAAAUGAAUUCCAUUUAGAGAGAAAGUGCAAAUAAAGGUUACCUUUCUGGACCUUGGCAGGGCAAGUCGAUUCUUCCAUUGGGAAUGUGCUGCCUGUUAACAGCUAAGAUGAGCUAAGCUGAUGAACACAGUUAAUGAACUACAGUAUUUUCCACAUGCAAUAAAUACAUUUACUCUCCUUUGGCCAGUGCUCUGAUGUUUGCACUAUUUAUACUUGCAGAGUGGCUGGAAAAUGUUACACAGUAGUGGCAAUGAUUGAAAUAAUUACCGAAGGUUUGAAAGGCAGUUUUUCUUUUUGUGUAUUUCUUCGUUGUUGACCUGAACCCUUCUGAAAGGUUCAGAUAUACCAGUAUAUCUAGUGGUGUAUUCCAGAUAUACCACCACUAGGCUUACCUUAUGUUGUUGUUUUCAGAGGUUGAGCAGGGAAGUAACGUUCACCCCAAGCUGUAUAGAACUACCCACAGGUUUCAGUUCUGAAUUUUUAUUUGGAAAAUAUGAAUUUUGCUCAGCACUGUUUUUCAUGUACAACCUCUGUCAAUAUAUAAUACAAACUGGAAGUUCUUAGUAAAGCUUCCAUUCAGAUCAAACCAAGGCUGAUGGUAAGUGGGGAAGAGAGCACAUAAACAGAGAGGCUGACUUCACAGUCUCUUAAAAACUUCAACCAUAAAAUUUUAAAACCUUAAACAUCGUUUCCUCUAAGAACUAGUUGAGCCCAUCAAAGCCGAGUCCAGCCCAUCACAGCCAGCAUGCCCUUCACCUACCUACAGAUGUUACAUAAAUCGAGUUAAGAAGGUCUCACGUUUACAAAUAGUUCUGGGGUUUAGCUGCAGUGCUAGAUGAGGCUCCACUCCUGCCUUCUGGAAACUGUAAGUCUGCCCACUUAAUAGCUCCUGAAGCCCUUAAAACUAGCCAGGUACCUGGGAAUCGGCACAGACCUCACAUACCACACUCUGACCUCACUGUCUCUUUUUCACAAACUGGCCCCUGACUUUGAAAAGUGAAAAACUUUCUACCUGUAUAAACCUGUGGUGAUUUAUAUCAUGAAUAAAGUGAGACUGGGGUGAGCUGAGCUGCCCAUAGGGAGGGCAGGUCCUGUCCAGGCGUGUCCACUGGUGACCAACCGAAGCAAAAGUCAGCCUACCUGAGCUUCUAAAAAUUCCUGCUGAGGAAGUGAAAACAAUGUUUAUGAAAUGUUUACAGGUCAGGUAAAAACAAUAUACUUGCUCAGAAUGGCUAAUAUGAAAAUACUUUGUUCCUGCCCCUAUUGAAAAAAUAGCUGAAUAAAUGGUUUACACUA